AUGGGCGAGUACUCGAAAGCACUUUCAUCGUACGGAAGAUCACUUGAAAUCCUCAAAAUAGCUCUCCCUCCGAAUCAUCCCGACUUGGCUACUUCCUACAACAACAUCGCUUCAGUGUAUUACAACAUAGGCGAGUACUCGAAAGCACUUUCAUCGCUAGAAAGAUCACUCGAAAUCCUCAAAAUAGCUCUCCCUCCGAAUCAUCCCGACUUGGCUACUUCCUACAACAACAUCGGAGGGGUGUAUGAUAACAUGGGCGAGUACUCGAAAGCACUUUCAUCGUACGAAAGAUCACUUGAAAUCCGAAAAAUAGCUCUCCCUCCGAAUCAUCCCGACUUGGCUACUUCCUACAACAACAUCGGUAUGGUGUAUGAUAACAUGGACGAGUACUCCAAAGCACUUUCAUCGCUUGAAAGAUCACUUGAAAUCCUUAAAAUAGCUCGCCCUCCAAAUCAUCCCUCCUUGGCUACUUCCUACAACAACAUCGGUAUAGUGUAUGAUAACAUGGGCGAGUACUCGAAAGCACUUUCACUGUACGAAAGAUCACUUGAAAUCCGAAAAAUAGCUCUCCCUCCGAAUCAUCCCGACUUGGCUACUUCCUACAACGGCAUCGGUAUGGUGUAUGAUAACAUGGGCGAGUACUCCAAAGCACUUUCAUCGUACGAAAGAUCACUUGAAAUCCGAAAAAUAGCUCUCCCUCCGAAUCAUCCCUCCUUAGCUACUUCCUACCACAAAAUCGGUAUGGUAUAUUCUCACAUGGGCGAGUACUCGAAAGCACUUUCAUUGUACGAAAGAUCACUUGAAAUCUCCAAAAUAGCUCUCUCUCCAAAUCAUCCCUCCUUGGCUACUUCCUACAACAACAUCGCUAUGGUGUAUGAUAACAUGGGCGAGUACUCGAAAGCACUUUCAUCGUACGAAAGAUCACUUGAAAUCUUCAAAAUAGCUCUCCCUCCGAAUCAUCC
This is a messenger RNA of Rotaria sordida, 962 nucleotides long. NCBI's taxonomy places the organism in Eukaryota, Metazoa, Rotifera, Eurotatoria, Philodinida, Philodinidae. The record is from the annotation of a GenBank genome assembly.